Molecule: messenger RNA, 2432 nt
Organism: Dermacentor andersoni
Lineage: Eukaryota; Metazoa; Arthropoda; Arachnida; Ixodida; Ixodidae
Source: RefSeq, a predicted model, not a curated record
AAGUAAGAGCUACUAGCUGCUCCCUUUUCGUCUUGUUUUCGACGGCGGUCGCUGUGUUUCGCUCGAGCUCGGGUUCACCGCUAUCUAACACGCGCUUCUCUCCAAUCAUAUUGCCCACAAUAGGGCAGUUCAAAUUUUGCUUUAAGGUGCAACGCUGCUAAAAAGGAAGCUUUGGGAUCGCUCGCCUUUGAGCCGGCUAGAGCUGUUUUUCGCUGACUGCGGUAGGGUUUCAAGCACUAGUCAGGCCUCCAAUACGCUUUUCACAGGACAGCAUGGAGCCCCUUACAAGUACGGAUGCUGCCCUGGAAUACGCUACACGGAUUAAACGUAUAUGCCCAGAUUUGCCGGAUACAGCUCUACUUGCUGCAGAGCUACUGAGGGCGCAAACGACCUACACCCGCACUGUGUUCCCGCUUCCUAUAGCUUGCACAGCUAGCACUAACACGAUGUGCUCCCUGCUGGAUGUCCUACUAGUAUUUAAUGAGCUGCUACAUGUAAUAGCGGCUGAAAUCACCGAGGUCGAAUUUGGAAAAGUGGCAGUGCGUGUUAGCGAAGACCUUCCGCUGGGCAUGGACCAACAAGAAAAGAUGCGGGCGGCUGUCAUCUUUCUUCACUGCCUCCUCACUCAACAUCGGUGCGUUAAACGACUCGAGUUUGUGCUACCGCCACGGAGACAAUAUUUUCAUGAACCUAUUCUGUGCGACGCACUGGGUUCACUGAAUUCAGUGAGCUCCCUCCACCUGAGACGGUGCUCGUUCAGCGCCAAUGACACCGCUAAAGUCUUCGCUGCUAUCGAUCGACUGCUGCUGUCGCAACUAGUUGACCUGUCGCUGCAGUUGCUUGAGAUUGACGCAAGCGCCAGCACUACGUUGGACAAUUUCAUGGAAGGACUGAAGAAAACCACGACCCUCAAGUCUCUUGAGGUCCUAGGGGUUCGCCUAAACACCGAGGUUGAAGAAUGUGCCUCCAUCUUCAGGGAAAAGACGCUGUGUGCUCUGUCUGCAAACACCAGCGUUACCAGCCUCGUCGUGGACGCCAUGUCUUGUGCGGGCACAGAAGACACGAGUCUCAAGACACUGCUGAAUAAUCCUGCAAUUCCAGCUGAGCUGACUGUCAUUUGUCAUAAGCACAACCAACGCCGGAAGUGCUAUUUGGUUUUUGAUGCAAUGGCGACUAACAAGACAGUGACGAAAGUGCGCAUCGAGAACUUCAAUCUGUGUUCUAAAGACGCAGAAUCUCUCGUGUUAAUGCUGUGUGCAAACGACACCAUAAAGGAGCUCUGCCUCGUGAAGUCUACGUGGACCAUACGCACGCGGAACGUCGGGAUGUAUCCGUCGGACAUCAGGCCACAUGCCCAGCAUCUUGCGUAUGGUCUGACGAAGACGAAGUCCCUGCAACGACUCGCUGUUCGAUGCGAAUUUUCUGCUGACGAGAUUCGUUGCAUCCUCAAAGCUGCCGACAAGUGUGAAUCGCUGCAGGAGCUUCACUUUCCCAGCCUAGAAAGUCACAACUGUCGACAAAUAUACGAUGCGCUAAAGCACACUGGAGUUAUGAGCAAGCUGACCAUAGAGCAAUUACGUCUCGAAGUCGACUCCCAGCUAGCAGAGAUGGUCACCUUCUUCAGCAAAGUCCUCGCAGACGAUUAUCGCUGUGAUCCUUUGAACCUCGUGCAUGCCCGCCUUGGCCACUCGUGCGAGCCUCUCGGAACCAGCUGCGGAGACCACCUCAGGGUUCUUUAUCUCACGUACAAUACAGAGAAUGUGCUCCCUUCUAUUCCACUUGGCAUCAAGGCCUAUUUGGCGCUGACGAAGAGCCUAGAACACCUGCACAUGGACUUUACAGCGACAAGUGAAAUGGCUGAUUUCAUCAUAAGCGGUAUAGUGAGCAACGACAGCAUCAAGGAGCUCCGCAUAUUCAAAUUCUCAGUAAGCAGCUUGAGCCUGGCGGUCCUAUGUCGUUGGCUGGAGGCAAAUCGGCUCCUGCACAGCCUGGAGAUGCAUCUUAGCAAUGUCUUCGGAGGCCUUCUGGUCGCAGGCCUCGAAAAGGUUCUGGGGUACAACUACACGCUCACUUCGCUCGAUGUGCAUGAAAGCGAUCAUUCCUUGAUCACAUUGCUCAUAAGGAAUUUGGUGACGCGCAACAACACAUUUCUGAAGCGCGCUGCGGCCUACGUUCUCGGAUCCUUGCAGAAAACCGCCGCACUCGCUUACAAAGAGAUGUCGCGGCACCCUCAGCUUAAGGCGGAAGUCCAGCGAAUAGCAUCGAUCAGUGAAGGCGAGGCUGACCAGAAGAUUCUCAAUGCGGAGAAUCGGCGUCGUGCUCUUGAACGUACCAAUACGGAUUCCUCCAUGCCAUAGUAAAAAAAAAACGUACCGCUUCGUGCUUCAGUGACGGUGCAUGUUUUAUGUGUAUAAUAAAAACUGAAUGACUAC